Molecule: messenger RNA, 1671 nt
Organism: Chlorella variabilis
Lineage: Eukaryota; Viridiplantae; Chlorophyta; Trebouxiophyceae; Chlorellales; Chlorellaceae
Exons: 5
Coding region: 1-1671 (556 amino acids)
Source: RefSeq, a predicted model, not a curated record
AUGCGGCUCCACCUCGCGUCGCUGGCCCUCCUGCUGGCCUGCGCGACCUGUGCAAGCGCCGCUCCACGCCCCUUCAACGCCCUGGGCAUGGGGAGGAGGCUGCAGGCAACCUCCCUCACCUGCGCCAACCUGACCACCUGCGUCACCGCCACCCAGACCUGCACCCCCGGCAGCCCCACCAAGACCGUCACCGUCAGCCUGGGCUGCAAGAGCGGCGACACCUGGUCCUGGAUGUGCUGCCGCGACGCGGGCUGCGACCUGGUGGCCAACUCCUGCAAGGCCAGCAACGCCGGCGCCACCGAGGACCUGGUCAACGACAACUGCGAGGAGCUGCGCGCCGCCACAUACACCCUCGCCACCGCCGCCACCUCCCUCACCCUCCAGAUCCACGACGGCCAGCUGACGGGCAGCAUCGCCUGCGGUGGCGGCGCCAAGGGCAAGGACAAGCUGUGCUGCGGCGGCGACGAGGCCUGCACCCACACCAUCACCCUCACUGCCUGCCGCGACCCGCCCGUCAGCACCGCCGAGUGCACCACCAGCGCCAACUGCGCCGGCAGGACCGACCUGAACACCGCCUGCGGUGUGGCCGCCUGCAACACCACCAGCGGCAAGUGCUACAGCAACCCCGUGCCCAAGGCUGGCACCACCUGCCGCGCCUCCGCCGGCGCGUGUGAUGAGCCCGAAACGUGUGAUGGGCUUUCUCCGACCUGCCCUGAGGAUGCGUUCACGCCCGCCACCACCGAGUGCCGCGCCUCGGCUGGCGUCUGCGAUGUGGCAGAGAACUGCCCCGGCGACGCGGCAGCCUGCCCCACCGAUGUGUUCAAGCCCGCCACCACCGAGUGCCGCGCCUCGGCUGGCGUCUGCGAUGUGGCAGAGAACUGCCCCGGCGACGCGGCAGCCUGCCCCACCGAUGUGUUCAAGCCCGCCACCACCGAGUGCCGCGCCUCGGCUGGCGUCUGCGAUGUGGCAGAGAACUGCCCCGGCGACGCGGCAGCCUGCCCCACCGAUGUGUUCAAGCCCGCCACCACCGAGUGCCGCGCCUCGGCUGGCGUCUGCGAUGUGGCAGAGAACUGCCCCGGCAACGUGGCAGCCUGCCCCACCGAUGUGUUCAAGCCCGCCACCACCGAGUGCCGCGCCUCGGCUGGCGUCUGCGAUGAGGCCGAGAACUGCCCUGGCAACGCGGCAACCUGCCCUGAGGAUGCGUUCAAGCCCGCCACCCACACCUGCCGCGCGGCGGUCAAUGCAUGCGAUAAGGCCGAGCUGUGCACCGGUUCUUCUGUCAGCUGCCCCGAUGAUAAGGUGCUGCGCGACCGCGCCAAGGGCUUCAAGUGCGGCAAGACCUGCUUCUUCUGCGGCAUUCCCGAGGAGCUGACCUUUGAGCAGAAGAAGAAUGACCUCACCAAGCCCACCAAGACCACCACCGGCCUGGGCUCCUGCAACAUGGGCGCCUGCGAGGAUUUCAUCUUCUUGCCGGCAAGCAGCCCCUACUGCACCGGCUGCGUCCAGACCACGUGCCCGCCCAACCUCGCCGGCAAGAGGCAGGGGCUGAGCAACAUUGAGCAUGCCCAGUGCAUCAGCAGCGACGCCACCAACUGGCGGUGGAACUGCGUGAACAAGCAGGAGGGCACCUUCACCGGGGAAGUCUGCCCGCAGCGGAGCUGGUAUGCUUGA